Pungitius pungitius (ninespine stickleback) is the source of this 1310-nucleotide messenger RNA. It is a transcript of the gene clxn, whose product is annotated as calaxin. The record is from RefSeq and is a predicted model, not a curated record. The transcript is spliced from 6 exons. Lineage: Eukaryota; Metazoa; Chordata; Actinopteri; Perciformes; Gasterosteidae. Gene Ontology annotation, molecular function: calcium ion binding. Bases 564 to 1208 code for a protein of 214 amino acids.
UAAUUCAAUAGUUGUAAUUUUCAGAUGUUUAUGAGUCAUUGCUACAAUUUUAAAGUACAUAAAUGGCCAGCAGCUGCAUGAAUUUAUUUUUCCCCUUUUGAAUGCUUUAACUACCACCUUGUGGUGAGAAGUUAAAGUUACUCUAAAUACUUAUCAUCCAAAUUCCAGAAGAUAAAAUGUCGACUAGGGUUAAGAGCAGAAGGAAAGAUUUCAGAUGUAAAACCAACAGUUCUACAUAUCCAUCACCUCACAUUUACUAUAAGAGUCCGAGCUCCUGUCCAACAGAUGUUGAUCUUAAUUCGAUCGAGUUUUAAGAUGGAGUAAGACCGGAAGUGGAACCCUAUAAAAAACGAAGUGCUAUGGCUAUGUCGUUUUAAGGCUUUAAUCCUAACAAAUUGUUCCGUAUUGCAAUUGCGUAGCUGUUGGAUGUGAUUCAUUUAAUUUAAAGGCCUUUUUUGGUGAGGGAUGAAUCAUUUUGCAUCGAUAAGUCAAACACCAUGACCCGGCGGUUGCCAUGGCGACCGAAUGUAAACAUCGCCUUUGGUUGCGUCCGAUCUUAAAACAUGUCGAACAUGUCUGCUAUGAAGAAAAGGUUGCUAAAAACUCUCGCUGAAUCGAUAUCAGAACAAGUGGACCUCUUCAAUACAGCAGAGGUGGAGUGUCUUAUCCACGAUUACAACGUGCUUCUGGGGGAGCCCACUCCCCCCGGAAAAGGGGUCCCGGGCCUGGACAGAGCGAAGUUCAGAAGCAUUCUGCACAACACCUUUGGGAUAAGCGACGACCUUAUGAUGGAUAGAGUGUUCAGGACAUUUGACAGAGACAACGAUAGCUCGGUCAGUACAAAAGAAUGGAUUGCAGGGCUGUCCAUUUUCCUUCGAGGGAGCUUGGAUGACAAAAUAAAAUGCAACUUUCGCGUGUACGACUUGAACGACGAUACCUUCGUCUCCAUAGAGGAGGUGUAUCACAUGCUAAAGAACUGCCUCCCCGGACUGCCCACAAAGGAGGAACGUGACGAAGGAGUCAAAGACCUGGUGGAGAUCACAUUCAAGAGGAUGGACCGUGACCACGAUGGCAAAAUGUCUUUACCUGACUUUGAACAGUCAGUUAAAGAAGAGAAUCUUUUACUUGAAGCUUUUGGAACUUGCCUCCCUAACUUCAAGAGAGUCGAGGCAUUUGAGCGGCGUGUAUUUCGAGAACUGAAAAAAUGAAAAAUUGUCUCAUGUAUUUCAGAAACAUUCUUUAAUAAAAAUGUAUUUGCUGUUUGAAUUGUGUAGCAACAUUUGUAAAUAAAAACCCUCUGCCAAGGGAAA